Messenger RNA from Otolemur garnettii (small-eared galago), 4202 nucleotides. It is a transcript of the gene STIM2, whose product is annotated as stromal interaction molecule 2. The record is from RefSeq and is a predicted model, not a curated record. The coding region runs from base 1 to 3240 and encodes 1079 amino acids. Gene Ontology annotation, molecular function: calcium ion binding; protein binding; calcium channel regulator activity. The transcript has 17 exons. Gene Ontology annotation, cellular component: plasma membrane; endoplasmic reticulum. Gene Ontology annotation, biological process: store-operated calcium entry; activation of store-operated calcium channel activity; intracellular calcium ion homeostasis. Lineage: Eukaryota; Metazoa; Chordata; Mammalia; Primates; Galagidae.
AUGUCGGUUCUCUUCUCCCAGCUUCCCAGGAGGGGCGGUGGGGGCGUGAACUGGGAAGGGGGACGUGUCCUACUUCCUCCCCGCCCCCUAUCUUCGUGGCUGGCUAAAGCGUUAGAAACCGCCUCGCAACGCUCUGGUCUCGGAACGCCCCCAGGGGCGGGGCCGGGAGUGCGCACGCGCAGUGCAGCCGCGCCGCGCCUGCGCCCGGGAGGGGCUGAGGGAGGCGGGGGAUUGGUGAGGGCCCGGGGGGCGGCGGACGGGGCUGGGCCGGCCGCGGCGGGACUGCGGUCCGCGGGAGGGCUCGGCGUCCCAGUUGGGCGCCCGCUAUUCGACGGCCCCGGCCGGAGCACGCCGCAGAGCCCGGCGCCUGCACGCCGGCGCCCAGGCUGCUGCUUGGUCGUGGUCUCCUGCACUCCGGACGCCUUCCUUUUUCACCCCAACUCUCCGCCCUCGACCGGGCCUCUCGACGGCAGUCGCUUCCCCGCCCUUCAGUCGGGCUCCGCGAUCUUGCUGCUAGAAAAAGUCAGCAGCAGCACUGCGGUAUUGAGUCCGCCUCUGGUGCUGCUUUUGCAAAGGCAGCUGGCGGAGAGACUCACCGGGUCUGCAAACACCUUUAACAAUCCUGUUUUCAUGAUCUCUGAACAAUCUCGGAAAGUAGGAAUGCCCCAAGCUAUCCGUACAGAUUCGCCUCUUAGUGCUACUCCACCCAUCCUAUGCUGGUGUUUUCUUCUUCCUAUUGGCACCGCAGAGGACAGUUCUUUGCUGUGUGGGAUUGACCUCUGCAUCGCAAUUCCCAUGCCUAGUACCAGUGACCUCCAUGAGCAGCUGGGAGCGGGGAGAAGGGAGGCGGCAGUACAGUACUCGCGGUUGCGAAUGAGCUUCUUGGACACCUUCAUGUUUGGCUCAGAAUACAGGAAAACGAGGUGGAAUUUAAUUGUGGUGUUGAUUGCUGGCUUUGGUUUGGCUUCGUUCUGUCGCCAGAGAUUUCCUUUUUCCUCAAUGCAAAGUGCUGCUGUCAAUCCAGAGAAAAGAAAAGAAUGCUCAGCGUGUAAUGCUAAAAAGAGAGAUCACAUUGCGUUUAAGACAGGUGAGGGUACUGAGUGGAGGAAGUUUGUCUUAGCUGCUGCAAUGUAUGGGCAGCAUCCGACAGAUCCCUGCAUGUCACUGAGUCCACCAUGCUUUACAGAAGAAGAUAGAUUUAGCCUGGAAGCUCUUCAAACAAUACAUAAACAAAUGGAUGAUGACAAAGACGGUGGAAUUGAAGUAGAUGAAAGUGAUGAAUUUAUUAGAGAAGAUAUGAAGUACAAAGAUGCUACGAAUAAACACAGCCAUCUGCACAGAGAGGAUAAGCACAUCACUGUCGAGGACCUGUGGAAACAGUGGAAGACGUCGGAAGUUCAUAAUUGGACCCUUGAGGACACCCUUCAGUGGCUGAUAGAAUUUGUUGAACUUCCUCAAUAUGAGAAGAAUUUUAGAGACAAUAAUGUCAAAGGAACAACACUUCCCAGGAUAGCAGUGCAUGAACCUUCAUUUAUGACCUUCCAGUUGAAAAUCAGCGACCGGAGUCACAGACAAAAACUUCAGCUCAAGGCACUGGAUGUGGUUUUGUUUGGACCUGUAACGCGCCCACCUCAUAACUGGAUGAAAGAUUUUAUCCUCACAGUUUCUAUAGUAAUUGGUGUUGGAGGGUGCUGGUUUGCUUAUACGCAGAAUAAGUCAUCAAAAGAACAUGUUGCAAAAAUGAUGAAAGACUUAGAAAGUCUCCAGACUGCAGAGCAAAGUCUAACGGACUUACAAGAGAGGCUUGAAAAGGCACAGGAAGAAAACAGAAAUGUUGCCGUAGAAAAGCAAAAUCUAGAGCGCAAAAUGAUGGAUGAGAUCAACUUCGCAAAGGAGGAGGCUUGUCGGCUGAGAGAGCUGAGGGAGGGGGCUGAAUGUGAACUGAGUCGCCGUCAGUAUGCAGAGCAGGAGUUGGAACAGGUUCGCAUGGCUCUGAAAAAAGCUGAAAAAGAAUUUGAACUAAGAAGCAGCUGGUCCGUUCCAGAUGCACUUCAAAAAUGGCUUCAAUUAACGCACGAAGUUGAAGUACAAUAUUACAAUAUUAAAAGACAAAAUGCUGAAAUGCAGUUAGCCAUUGCUAAGGAUGAGGCAGAAAAAAUUAAAAAGAAGAGAAGUACAGUCUUUGGGACUCUGCAUGUUGCACACAGCUCCUCCCUGGAUGAGGUAGACCACAAAAUUCUGGAAGCAAAGAAAGCUCUCUCUGAGCUGACGACUUGUUUACGAGAACGACUUUUUCGUUGGCAGCAGAUUGAGAAGAUCUGUGGCUUUCAGAUAGCCCAUAACUCAGGCCUCCCCAGCCUGACCUCCUCUCUGUACUCUGAUCACAGCUGGGUGGUGAUGCCCAGAGUCUCUAUUCCACCCUACCCAAUUGCUGGAGGAGUUGAUGACUUAGAUGAAGAUACACCCCCAAUAGUGUCACAAUUUCCUGGGACCAUGGCUAAACCCCCUGGAUCCUUAGCCAGAAGCAGCAGCUUGUGCCGCUCUCGCCGCAGCAUCGUGCCGUCCUCCCCGCAGUCUCAGCGAGCUCAGCUUCCGGCCCAGGCUCCUCACCCGGCGCACCCUCGGCAUCCUCACCACCCCCAGCACACGCAGCACUCGUUACCUUCCCCUGACCCGGAUAUCCUGUCCGUGUCAAGCUGCCCUGCACUUUAUCGAAAUGAAGAGGAGGAGGAGGCCAUUUACUUCUCUGCUGAGAAGCAAUGGGAAGUGCCAGACACAGCUUCAGAAUGUGACUCCUUAAAUUCUUCCAUCGGAAGGAAACAGUCUCCUCCUUCAAGCCUUGAGAUAUACCAAACAUUGUCUCCUCGGAAGAUAUCGAGAGAUGAGCUAUCGCUGGAGGAUUCCUCCAGAGGGGAUUCGCCCAUAACUGCAGAUGUCUCUCGGGGCUCUCCUGAUUGUGCAGGUCUGACAGAAACGAAGAGUAUGAUCUUCAGCCCUGCAAGCAAAGUGUACAAUGGCAUCUUGGAGAAAUCCUGUAGUAUGAACCAGCUUUCCAGUGGCAUCCCGGUGCCUAAGCCUCGCCACCCUUCAUGUUCCUCAGCUGGCAAUGACAGUAAACCAGUGCACGAAGCCCCAAAUGUUGCCAGGAUAAGCAGCAUCCCACAUGACCUUUGCCAUAAUGGAGAGAAAAGCAAAAAGCCAUCCAAAAUCAAAAGCCUUUUUAAGAAGAAAUCUAAGUGAACUGGCAGACUCGAUGGGAUCCCAUUCAAGUGGCAUCUGUAAACUUUUGUCUCCUGCCCUCCGCUCCAUUUUUUUGUUCGUUUUAAUUUUAGGAAGGUAACUCCAUUGGGGCUUUCCAGACUGCGUGCCAUCGUGGAGUGUCCUUAAGGACAGCUGUCUACUGUCUGCUUAUUUAAAUGACUAUAAAAUCAAUCCGUGAAGUCAGUUAUUACUGAAAAAUCAUUAAGAGAUGAGACAGUUUACAGUCAUUUCUGCCUAUUUAUUUCUGCUUUGUUAUUGGUGAUGUCUAUACAACAUUUGUUGAAAGCCACUGUGGACUUAGAGGCUUUAAUGGACUAGCAAGCCAGCGUGGGCUUGCAAAGACUUCUCGUUUACCAGAGCGUCGUCUUAUCUUUCCACAGAGCUAUUUACAUCCUGGACUAAAUAAAUUAAAAGAAGUGAAACUAAUUGCACUACUGUUUUCCAGACUGGAAAAGAAAAUAUCUGCAAGUGGGACUGUGUAGAGUUUAUAAAAUGACUAUGGAUAGGGGACUGUUUUCACUUUUAGAUCAAAAUGAAUUUUUAAGUAGAACCUAGGGUUUCUAAUUGACUUGAUUUCUGGAAAUGAAAACCCACGCUUUUAUUAUGGGAAGCUUCUUUAAAUGCAUUUAAUAUUGUAAAGUUUCAAGUCCUGCUGUAAAGAUCAUGUUGUUUUGUUUUCCCCAGGGCUUUCACUGUGAUUUACUGCAUUGCAGCCUGUAUGAUAGAAUAUAAAUAAUUUAAAGAGAGGGGGCUCUCAAUUCCUUAUGCAAGUGGAAGAGUGAAACUUGAUUGAAGGACUUAAAACAUUCACAACCUUAAACUGAGAUGGGGUGAUGUGGGGACUCAGGCACAUGUUUACAGACUUUGAAUAACUGCAACAGAUUUAUGGUUUGUGAAAAUUUGUACUGUGGAAAAGAUAAUAAAUUGGAGACAUCAUUGUG